Molecule: messenger RNA, 7538 nt
Organism: Struthio camelus australis
Lineage: Eukaryota; Metazoa; Chordata; Aves; Struthioniformes; Struthionidae
Gene: RIT1
Product: Ras like without CAAX 1
Biological process (GO): Ras protein signal transduction
Cellular component (GO): plasma membrane
Molecular function (GO): calmodulin binding; GDP binding; GTPase activity
Source: RefSeq, a predicted model, not a curated record
GCUGAGGAGAAGCAGCGUUCGUCAGCAGAGCAGCUCGGGUUGGCGCGCUGUUCCGGUGCCCCGGGGGUGGCUCCAGCGUGCGGUUGUGUCAUCAUCUUCCGCGUUUCCAGCUUUGUUUCUGGAAACUUGCGGCGCUGUGGUCGAGGGCAUGGUUCUCGGUUGUUUCUGAGCGGCGCUUCAUCUGUUACGUUUCUUUCCAGUCUCGGGCUCAGUCUGUUUUUUUUCUCUGUCAGCUUUAUGUUUUAGCUGUUAGUGAAAUAACGUGCCUAAAUGUGUUGUGAACUGAACGAUGAGGUGGUGGAUGUUUGCCAAGACUGUAAGAGUCUCCAAUUUUUGUUUCCAGCCAUGACCAUGCAGUUUAUCAGUCACCGAUUUCCAGAGGACCAUGAUCCCACAAUUGGACUGCAAUUGUAUUCCAACUUUGUUCUUCCUAAUGUAUUGUGAAUUCAAAGAGGACGCUUAUAAAAUACGAAUACGCAUUGAUGAUGAACCUGCAAAUCUGGAUAUCUUGGACACAGCAGGACAGGCAGAGUUUACAGCCAUGAGAGACCAGUACAUGAGGGCUGGUGAGGGAUUUAUCAUCUGUUACUCGAUCACCGACCGACGCAGUUUCCAUGAAGUACGUGAGUUCAAACAGCUUAUUUAUCGUGUUCGGCGUACUGAUGACACUCCUGUGGUCCUGGUGGGAAAUAAAUCUGAUCUGACACAGCUGCGGCAGGUCUCCAAAGAAGAAGGCUCUGCUUUAGCACGAGAAUUCAACUGCCCUUUUUUUGAAACUUCAGCUGCAUACCGUUACUAUAUUGAUGAUGUAUUUCAUGCUCUUGUGCGAGAAAUCCGUAGGAAAGAAAAAGAAGCAGUAAUGGCAAUGGAAAAAAAAUCCAAACCUAAAAGCAGCGUGUGGAAAAGACUAAAGUCACCAUUUAGAAGGAAGAAGGAUUCAGUCACUUGAACAGAGAAAAUUCUGCAAAAUGAAACAAAAUCUGUGAACAGCCAUUUGUAACCAAAGCGGCUUAGGGACAACAUUUUGACAGGAUGUUUUAAAUCUGCUGGGACUUUUAUCAGGGAGGGCAUAAUAUUUACCGAUUACUUCUGUUUAAAAUGAUAUUCCCUUAAUUUUGGAUCUUUUAACUCAUGACACAGCAAUGAUUUUACUUUUAUUUGUUGUUGUUUUUGACUGGAUCCAACAAACGUUACUCACAUGUUGUUGGUUACAAAUGCUGAUAGGUUUGUGUCCCUGCACUUUUGGACGUUCAUCUUUGGUCACUGCAUACUGGAAGCUGAAUUGUUUAAAAUAGUGUUGAACUCCUUCCCAGCCUAACUUAAUUCAUUUUUUUUUCUCCUAGUUGUUUGCACAACAAAAUUUUGCUGCUUUUUGGAACGGUAACCCACAUCACGAGAGACGGCUUGUCGAGGUCAUGCUGAAAAGUAGCUUACAAAGCACGUGUCGCGACUAACAGCCUAGGUUAUAUAUAGAUGUCAGUGUAGGAUUCUUGUGUUCUCAUUGAAUAGACUUUUUCCAGCAAAAGUAAGUAAUGUGGAAUACGCAAGUUUAAUACACAAGUAACAUGGAAUAUACAAGUUUAUCUUAAUUUUUCACCGUUAAAGCAGUUAGGAUUCUAAACAAGUCAGAAAAAAUAAGUUAUGGUUCCUAUGGCAGCUGUAGCUUGGCAACAACGCAUGAAUAUGUAGCGUUUUCCUACUGUAUAUAACGUUUAUUGUGUUGCCAUAGCGUGCGUGAUAUAAUGAUGCUGUAGUUGCACUAGAAACUACAGCUUUGAGUUUUCUGACUUGUGUGUUAAAAUCAUAGCUGUAAUGGUGUGGUGGCUUUUAUUUAUUUACAUUGAAUUUAACAUUAUUUCCUUAAAGGAGCCAGUAUCCUUGUUAGGUAGAAAUCUCUAAUACAGUCAUUUCAAAUUACUCUAACAACUGCUUUGUAAAGAUGAUGACUGAAACCGAGUAUUGCAGGUAUUUGGGCCCGGAGUUAAUAUCCCUAAUUCUGUUAGGAUUCUUCCAGUACGCUCUUAAAAGAGUAGAAUUGGUGAUCCAGCGGAAGAAAACAAUUAGCUGGCCACAGUGGCAGUCCUGACAGAUAACUCACGUCUCUGACCUUACCUAUGUAUACAGUCCAGUCAGUGCAUUCAGAGAUUUUUCUGUAUGCUCAGUAAAUCAUGGUUCUGCUUUGAGAUGAUACAUCAGCUCUAGAAUUUAAAUCCAGAGCUGGUGUCCAAAUGCAAAAAGAUCACGUGACAGAGGGGUGUUAUUUUGAUUUUGUUUUUUAAUAAUAUAAUGAAUCACAGUGAGGCAACUCAGACAUGGUUAAAAUAACCAAAAUUAAGUGCCUAAAAUCUUUCAGUUUAAGGACAAAAGAGCUUAAAUUGACUCUAAAUGUAGUAUAGCUUCUAAUCUUCGAUCAUCCUUGUCGGUAAUUAUGCUGAUAUCAUUGAUCAGAAAUAAAAUCUGUAAUGUCAGUCUUAGCCUGCUGCAUAUGCUAGUGCAGUCAAAAUUCAAAACGAAGCUACUUAAGUUCAUGUGUAAAAAGGAUCGAGUAGAAGAAGCAAGGAUAGCAAAUGUAUAAACCGUUACGCUUUCUUGCUAAACUCUGUAGUACUUAGGAUGCCACUGGAAAUCCUAAGCCUGGUGCUUUUAAGAAUAUUUUAUUUGUGUAAAAUCAGAAAUGUUUUAUGGCAAAAAAUGUGGAGGGGGAGUAUUUUUUUUUGUGUUAGAUUUGUACCUGAACUAAACAUUUAAAUUGGUUUCUGUUUCUCACUUCCAAAGCUCCAGUGUUAUGCUGCGCUAGUAAUGAUUUCACAAAUGCCAAUUGAAAAAGAAGUUAAGAAUAAUUUGGAAUGUUUAGAAUGUAAGACCUCUUUUGAAGUAACUGUGUGAGCAGGUGCGCGCAUCUGUUCCACAGUUAUUAGUUUAGAACUUAAGGCCCUAUUAGUCAUUCAUUGUCGGAUUAUAUGCUGUCUAUAACUCUUAGCUAGUUUCCCUAGGAUCUUUAUCUAACAAAAAUUUUGAGGAGAAGGAGGGGACAACAACUAAGAUGCUGCUCAGUGGCUAGUUAUGUCAUUACAGAAAUUAUUCCAAACCAGCUUUCUGGAAAUGUUAAACAGAGGCCCAAUCAUGAUGGCAAGUUUUCCCCCUGCUUUUCCUUGAUACGUAAUUUUAACAUAUUAGUCAGUUACCUACGUUUGAAGUUUUCAGAUAAUAUGAAAUGGUAACCUGCCAACAGUUCUGAAAGCUGUAUGGGACUAAUAUUUAUUUUUACCUUUAAAUAACUGAUAUCUGUGCCUUACAUUAUUCCUUCAAUGCAGUUAAGUGUUUACUGAUGCCCUUGGUGAGCCUAUUGCUUACAGAAUUUUUAAAUCGGAACAGCAGCAAGCACUUUUUUUACACAGUGUUGUUCAAGAAGAGUUUUAUUUUUAUCAUAUAUAAAUUUGUAUGCAGAAUUAUUGUUUUAUUUGACACAAUAUAGAAUUUUUAAUACAACUAUUUGCAUUUGAUGUUUUAAUCCUUGGUGCCUAGCAUGAUGAGUAGAAAGCCUUUCAACCUGAGAGCACCGAAGAAGGAAAUUUCAUGGCAUGUUUGCAGUUUAUUCUGGAAAAUGCUUAUCUUGCGAGCUGGAUGCUCCAAAAGUUGGUAAUUCAGAUUAAAUUUAAGCAGUGCAAAGCUUAAAAAAAAAUCUAUGAUGCAAAUGUGGUGCUAUAUCAUUUAAAUAUGGUCUAGACGUUUUGUAACUGUAUUACUUUGCAUUCGUAUGCUCUGCGUAAGGUGUUGAUUUUCAUAGUUUUUGUUAUGGGGGGGGAACAGCGAUUGAAUGAGUUAAGUGUCUAAGUGUUUCUCCAGAUACUUUGAUAGUGGGCUAUUGGGAAAAGUAAUCCUGUUGUGUUUGCCGCUGUCUCAGUUUCUCUGCGUAUUUGUUGUUUAUGUUUUAUUAUUUUAUACUAAUAGGAACAACUGUUUUGAGACCCCUGUUGCAAUAUGCGAUACUCUUUCUUGUCCCCACCACCACCACCACCUCUGCAAGGUAUUUACACUGUAGAUAAAUUUGCACCAUAACUCUUGAUUUAUGACAGAUGGAAGGCUCCUGUAGUCACUCUUGUUGAUUUAUAGGGGAUCUCUCCUUGCAGGAUUCUGGUGGUAGAACUGCAGAAUGUUCUAGCUUAUCCUCCCGCAAACAACACAAAUGUCUUCUAGUGCGUUUGCUAGACAUUUGGAGGCAACUUCCCCAACUAUCAUCUGUUGUAACCACGUCUUCCAGGAAUCAUCUCAUUGUUCAUGACAGUAAUUUAGGUAUGCAUUUUUUUAACCUGCAGAGAAAUACUUAGGUUGUAGUGGUUGUGGCAAUAACGUCCCUAAUCUGGUUUAAAACUGUAGUUAUUUUGCUGGAGUAAAUAUAUAUUCUUUUUCUAUUAAGUAGAGAUGAGUUGGCAGAUAAAUUUUCCCUCAUUUGAUAGCGUGAUAUGUUAUCCACUUGUGCUUUCAGGAGAAAGCCUGUUGGACUAUAAUUUCCACUAGAAUCAAGAUUCCUAGAAAGUUAACUCUCUCACGUAUUGUUCAUCAAGUUCUCCAGAUGACAGACUUGAACCAUUUAAGUGGCACAUAGGUGUGGGUGUGGUUCUUCCUUCAUUAUUGGUCCCUUAUGGAAAAGAAUAUCUCUGUCUAUCACACCAGGCUGAGGGUUAGGAAUGAGUUUAAAGCACAUUUAAAAACUGUUUUUUAUCCAGGACGUUUUGAAAAAUGAGGAUUGAGCAACAACUUAGUAGACCUGCAGGAUGUUUUUAUUAGCAAACUGCAAUGACUUCAGAAUGUUUUCUAAGUGGUGGUAGGUAAUAGGCAUAGGUCAAAGGGUCUAACACUCCGCCACAGUUUGUGUGUGCGCGCGCUUCUGGAUUUUUUGAAGCAAAGUUUUUGAAUUUUUGAGCAAAUUUUGCUGCUUACUGCCCCCUUCAAGUAUACUUUAAAAAAAAAAAAAAAGUAUUCUGAAGUCCUGAUACAGAUUUAGUUUGCUUGCUUUUAUUACAGGAAUGUGAAACCUAACAUCUUCCUACUGUUAAUAUAGGUCAGUCUUUUGCUGACAAAACAGUAAGCUGUUUACCAAAAUGCAAAAUUGGUAAAUUUUAAGAUACAUGGAGAUUAAUUACAUGUAACUGUAAGAACUGGAAAAAAACUGCCAAAGUUUCUGCUGAAAUAAUGCAGCGACACUUUCAACCUCAAGACUGGAAGAAUGAAACAAAAUACUACGUACAAAAUGGAUCAUUAAGUCAUUUUGGGUCGUGGGCAUCCUUUUUUGUUGUUUUUUUGUUUUUCUCCCCUUGCCUUCUCCAGUCUCUUACACCUGUACAAAUCUAGUUGUAAGUAAACUUACAAGAUUUGAGGUAAAUGCUCCUGAUCUGUUUACUUUUUCUACAGUGCAAGUCAACUAUGUUCUGGGUGGUACUUUGUCACAGCAAAUGAGUGAAACUGGAACAUUUCACUCCGCAUUGACUGAGGUCAUUUAUUCCAAUGAGACUGCGCAGUAAAUUCACAGAAGAUGCACAAAGAGCCUGUGACUCUAAUUUGCACAGCUAAACCACUAGAUGGCCUAUAGUGGAAGAAAUAAUCAACAUUAAUUUGGAUGAAAAGCUUAAAUCCGACAAAUACUUCUUUGCUAAUAGUCAAUCGGCUUUUAAGUCCUAGGCAUAACUUGAAUGCUAUAUGAAGAAGGAAACCCUAGAAAUAAAAAAAAAAAAAAAAAAGUAUUAAAAACCAGAAGUGUUGAGAAAGUUUGCCUUAGGAUGACAAAAUUUAUGAAAAAGCAAAAAAAAGAAUAGAGUUUAUUACAUGGCCUCAAGAUAAGCAUAUACGUAAGCAUGGUCUCACUAACAUGCGUGAGCCAGUAAAACCCUACUGCCCUGAGGUCCCAAAGAAAACUUGGGUGAAUUUGCUUUAAUCUCUUUAUCUUACCUUUUUUUUUUUUUUUUCCUGUCUUCAAAGAAGAAGCUGUAACCCUUGGAGUUAGGAUAAGAGGAGGUGCAAUAGUUCUCUGGAGUUUUUUUCCUUGUGAUCAGGAUAUUGGAGCUGCUUGGAAAUACUAAUGUUCUACAGAGAAUAUUGGUAAUAAUAAACAGCUCUGUGGAUUGGGGGGUGGCCAAGAUCUUGAUUCAAUCUGAUGGUGUUCGUUAUUGUUAGAUGUCGCUCUAUACAGGCAUACUGUGAAAUUUUUCUGCCUAGGCUGCGCAGGUCUUGUGUAAGGCCAUCUUUUUCUGUUCCCUCCUUUUACCUUUUUUUCCCCCAUGAUUCCCAGACUGCUUUUUCAUCAGAUCUGUUACAGCUAUGUUACUGUAAGAGAAAAAAAAAAUAAUUUUUUUAACAAUUAAGAAAGUCAGUCAUUGAUUCCAAACCUUGCACUUGUACGUGUUAAAUACUUCCUUUGCAUUUGUUUAAAUGUACAUUUGAAAGCAUCAGCACAGUCUUUGUACUGCAAUGUGUGGUGACACAUUAAUUUUUCUCCUCUCUACACUCCCAGUGUUCCUUUCAGACACCUAAAUGUAUAUUUUAAGGCAUAAUACACAAUUUUUUUUAAUUAUAAGAAAAUUUUAACACACAAUGCAGUGUUGUGAUUUAUUCUUCUAAUGGUUUAAUACUGUGAAACGCUUAGGCUAAAUCUUGCUUUGCUGAACUCCUGAGUCUUAGUGUUCAUCAGCAGGAAGGAAUCAGGCAAGCUUUUACACUUUAGUUUUCUGAAUGCCACCUAAAAUCUGAAUUUUUAUGUACUGAUAUUAACAUUCUGCUAGGGACCAAAAACUAAGAUGGUGAACUCCCUGAGAUGAGUUGCACUUGUUUUAAAAAGUCAAGGUUAUGUUAAUUGAAUGUUCCCCAGAUAAUCUUGCCUGUGGUUCUCAUUCUUUUCUGUGUGAAUCUGUCCAGACCUUCCCCUGUCCUGAGUGAAAUUAAUAUGUCCUGCGUAUUUUUCAGUGCAGAAUAUACCUUACCCUUCUGAGACCACACAUGUAUGCAUAGCAUUUCCUCAUCUCCCUACAUCUCCCAUUGCAGGAGGGUGGGGAAGGGUGAUGGUCGGCGAAUAUUGCCUCAUGGUUGUUGAGACACUCAUUUUUUGGCUACAUUUUUUAAUGUUUUUCCUACAGCUCGCUGCUUUUCAUUAGUGAUAAUGGGAUGUCUGUAGGUGGCUAUGGAGUCCUUUGAGAUGACUUGGUCUCAGGGCUAGAUGGAUGAAUAUACUGAUGUAUGUGAUACAACAGGUUCUGUGUUGAUGUAGAAUCUAAAACAGUAUACGGGCCUUUCCAUGUUGGAAAGAAGGGAGGAACUAUUGUGCAAUACAAUAGAGGUAAAGGGUUUUUCUUUUUUUUUUUUUAUGGUAGUUCUUUCAAUAUUGCUAGCUACUAUGAUUUUUUAGUGUUUUUUUUUUUUUUUGGUAAUACAGUACACUGCUGUUGUUACUGGUAAAAUGCAUGAUCAAUUAUUAAUUUGCAUUAAUGAGCACAGCAAUAUAAGUAUCUGGAAUCAAUCCAAAGUAUUAAACUAUUUCACAAACUGUA